Messenger RNA from Nezara viridula (southern green stink bug), 5117 nucleotides. NCBI's taxonomy places the organism in Eukaryota, Metazoa, Arthropoda, Insecta, Hemiptera, Pentatomidae. The record is from the annotation of a GenBank genome assembly.
AAAAAUCUUAAGGACAUCGGCUGUACAUUGAUUAAAAAUAAUAAAAGUGUUAUAAAUGAAGAUAUGAAGCUGUUAUAUUUUAUUGUAACUAUCUGUUUAGGAAGAGUUGCCGGACAGAACAGUAUACUAGAUGAUAUUAGGGCUCUCUACGUGCAGUUUGGCGUUCCUUUCACAGAAAAUUAUUUUCCAUCUAAUUUUCUUGUUUUACCAGAAUAUGACUUCAUCGUUGUCGGAUCUGGUCCUGCAGGAUCGGUAAUCGCUAAUAGGCUCUCAGAAGUAAAGGAGUGGAAGAUACUCUUACUUGAAAAGGGACCAGAAGGAAACAUUUUUAACGAUAUACCGUUCACAAAUCCGAUAUCGACACUCGGGCCCAAUAGUAAGGUGUACGAUGUAGAAAGAGAACCCAACAUUUGUGCAGGACUUUUCGAAAAGAGAUGUCAUUGGACUUCAGGUCACGGUGUAGGAGGAGCGUCCUUGAUCAACGGCUUGUUGUUCACGAGGGGUCACCCGUCCGACUAUGAUGGGUGGGAGCAGGAAGGGAAUCCCGGGUGGUCGUACAACGACCUCCUUCCUUACUUCCUCAAGAGCGAAAAUAUGUCGGUCAGUGGUUUGGCCCAGUCCAAAUAUCAUUCCACAGACGGUCCUCUUCACAUCGAAUAUCCGUUCAUAACAAAACUCGGAAAAAUGUUCCUUAAGGCAGGUCAGGAGUUGGGAUAUGACGUAGUAGAUUAUAACAAUCCCGAGACCAUCCUAGGGUUCGGGACAAGCCAUAUCACUUCAAGGAGAGGAAGAAGACAUAGCGCGUCCACAGCGUUCUUAGUUCCAGUGAGAUCGAGGCCGAACCUACACGUACUGAAAGGCGCAACGGUCACUGAUAUCCUGAUAUCUCCCGAAACCAAAAGAGCGUUCGGUGUUAGAUUCGAGAAAAACGGUGUUUUGAAAAAAGUAUCCGUAAGAAAUGAAGUUAUCAUUUCAGCAGGCGCGUUCGGUUCUCCACAACUGUUGUUGUUAUCAGGAAUAGGACCUGCAGAAGAUUUGCAGAAGCUGGAGAUUCCAGUAAUGGCUAAUCUUCCAGUAGGAAAAAAUUUACAAAACCACCCCGGAACACCGGCAGUUAUCUUUCGAAUCAAUACCACGGAUAGUUAUAAUACUCGAAAGAUGUUGCUUAGGACCCCUAUUGAUUUUGUUCAAUGGCUCAGGAACGGCGACAAUAUCUAUGCAGAUAACGGUGCCGAGGCUGUGGCAUACGUAAAGAGCCGUUAUGCUGAUGAUAAGCCCGACAUAGAACUGCUGAUGACCGCAACAUCCAUCACAUCCGACGGGGGCACCCUGAUCAGGAGAGCCUUGUCCAUCUCGGAUGAGGUCUAUCACAAGACGUGGGGGAGAAUUAACUUUGCAGAGGUCUUCAGCAUUGGCCCGAUGGUGAUGUACCCGAGAAGUAAAGGUGAGUUGAAGCUGAGAAGUCGCGAUUUUCGUGAUCCGCCGAUCAUUAAAAGUAAAUUUUUCUCAGACCCUUACGAUAUGAAAAUUUUGAUAGAAGGCGUUCGAGCUGCGAUUAAAAUAUCUGAAACAAAAGUUUUUCAAAAAAUCGGUGCUAAGCUGUAUACUAAUCCAAUUUUUGGGUGUGAAAAUUUAAUUUUCAAUUCGGACGAAUAUUGGGAUUGCGCCAUACGGACCGUGCCUAUCCACUUCUUCCAUCAGUGCGGCACUUGUAAAAUGGGCCCGGACCCCUCCUCGGCAGUGGUGGACCCCAGGCUCAGGGUCCACGGGAUAGCCGGCCUGAGGGUUGCCGAUGCAUCCAUCAUGCCUACCAUACCCGGCGCUCACAUAAUGGCUGCGUCCUACAUGAUUGGCGAGAAGGCUGCCGACAUAAUCAAACAAGACUGGAAUGUGUGAUAUUCACUAAUUAAAUCAUAUCACAUUAUCAAUCGAGGUAUAUGGACUGAAUAGUUUUAAUACGAUUCAUCUUCGUUUUUUAUCCAUCAGCAGUAUUAAGUAUUGGAUGUUCGCUUAGUCAAAUGUAAGUAUUUAAACACAAUCACUCAUCACAGAAAGUAUUUGAAAAGCAAACUCUACACAACGUCAAUGCAUUUUCAAAAUGUUAACAAUUAAUAGUUAAGUUCCACUUCUGUUCAUCCUGACUUCUGAAGUGGUCCAAAAACCAAAGUAUCCAGACCAAUAAUUUUUCCAACCUUACAAAAAUGACUAAACAUCGGUAAAUUGAUAAAAACGGGCUAAAAUCAGUUUUCAUUAACAAUUUUAUUUUUCCAAGAGACCACCACGUACUUUUCAGUAAAUAAAGACAUCUUCAGGAAUGAUCUACAAUAUACCUUUACAUUUUUUUUUUUUUUUAAUAUUUCUCUUUUAACUAGGCACUCUUAACAUUUUUAAAUUUGAUUGUAUUGAAUUUUUAUUAAAUCAGUAUUCAUGAAAUCCUUAGGGCCUAAUCAGUCAGGAACUAAUCAGCGGACAACAAUUACAAUAUUUUGGUGUAAUAUUUAUUUACAAACUACGUUUCGACCAACAUUGUAAGUCUUCAUCAAGGCUUUGUCCAAUAAUGCCUAGAGACUCGAGGGCUAUAAAUAAAUAAUACACCAAAAUAGUAUGAUAAUCGAACACACCCCCUAACCUAAUAUUCCUUAAAUAUGAAUCAUAGAGCUUAUUAACAAUAAGUUAAAUAUACCCAUUUUUAGUACAAAAAAUGUUAAUUAUAAUUUAUAUGAUUGUUGUUUCAUUUAAUUUAAUUUUGAACGAUCUCUUAAUGCCUAGUUCAGUUGUAUAUAUCUCUAUAUAAUUUUAGAUGAUCUUCCAAUAGCUAGUUAAUACAAUUAGUUUUACUAAUGACAAAACUUGACCUAAGCACUGAUAUAUUUGAUUUGUAAGAAGUACAAAAUAUUUAAUUGUAUUUAAAAAAAUGUAUUAAUGUAAUACGUAUUAAUUUUUAAGGUUGAUGAUAGCUAACUUCAAUUUAUUUAGUAUCAAUAUCUUGCAAAGCUAGAAUUAAUUCUAACUUUUUGAAUUUUCCUGUUCCUAUUCAUCAACAUUAUGUACAUUAUUAUUUUUCGAAAAAUUGUAAAUAAAUUAUUGUGAUUUUGUAUGGCUAACAAACAAGUCGAUGUUUGUUCAUUAAUGUAAUUAUUUAUUAUUGAAGAUGUACUGCCCUAACAUACCAAUGAUUGCACAAUUGUGAAAAUAUAUAUUAUUUCUAAUUAUUUUUCAGGAGUAAGAUAGUAAAAUAAGUUCUUAAAAUUAUUUCUGACGUUUUAGAUUAAUAUGAAAGGUAAGAAAAUGUUUGUAAAGGAAAUUAAUGUUCUCAGUUGGAUAAAUACAACGGUAAGUUGGCUUUUUCUUUCUUCUCCUUUAAGCAACGUUAUAAAAUUGGACACCGAAAUGCUAAGCAGUUUUCAUCAUGAACACAUAUACAUACUUCAAAACUACAGAGCAUUAAGAUUUUUGUAAAACGGAAGGUGAACGCCUUACAUAAUGCCCAAACACGAGCAAUGUUUAACAGGACUUAAAUGAAUUAAUUUCAGUACUUGGUAGGUACAAUUAAUUACUAACACAUAUUUACAAAAAAGCACAGGGAAACGGCAUAUUAUGAACUGUGUCUCUUUCAUUCUGGAUAUUAAAUAUUUGUUGAUAAGAAGUAGUAGUUCUUAGAGACUAUUGAAAAAAAAAUCAUCAAACGAACUAACGAAAUCAGUCAUAAAUAUCACACAUUUCAUUUUCAUCUCUGGUCUCGUUAUUACUUAAUUGAAGUUACCGUUCCUUACGAAAAUAACCGAAUAGUUCUCUUAUGAAUAUGAAUAUUAGUUAAAAACGUGCAGAUAAGAAACAAAUAUAACAAGUAAUGAAUAGGAUCCUGCAUUAUUCAAAUUUUAAAUAGAUUGUUUUUCAAUUUAUUUUCAUUUCAUGUAAAUGGUUAUUUAAACAAUUAUUCUGCUAUUAAAUAUAAGAAAAAUAUUAUUCCGAUUAUGAUUUUUUUUUUAAUUUCCGUCAGCCAUUUGAAAUAAAUACCCAAAAUGAUUGUUGGUAUUAUCAUUAUUUUAAACAGUUAUAUGUCUAAUACAACGACAGAAAAAUAAUCAUUAGUCUCCUAAAAUGUACAAAUGUUUACAUAGAGUGUGUGGGUAAUCCAGACUAUGCUAUCAUCUGUCUAACAUUAAAAAAAAAAGGUGUAUUUUAUUUUUUCCAUUAUCUUUCCUGUGCACGUAUAAGGAUUUGUAACUGACAUUCGCUAAAGAACUAUUCAGCUAUUUUAGAAGAGUGUGGUGACUCGUCAACAAAGAUCGAAAUAAAAACAGCUGUUGUUAUUUCUGUUAGUCCACUAGUCAUAGCAGAAAUAGGAUAUUCAUUUAAGGAGAUGGUGUGAGGAGUGAAUUAUGAAAGUUUGACCUUUCUAAAUAAAAUAAGUCUGUCAUUCCAAAUCUAGCAAAAAUGGUGGCGAUGUAAAGACAUUUGAAACUUACAAAAUGUGGUCCGCAGUCCCAUAAAAGGUAUCUGUAAUAAGCAGUCAGCCGUUCCGACGGCGCUGUCAUCUUUUGACUAAUUAUAACUAAGGAAUUGCAGAUUUUAAACGUCAAAAUUCAACAAUUUAGCUUGAAAUUACACUAUAUGAAAGUGCAGAAAGAAAUAAUGUUGUUUUCAUAUCCUAGGCUUCCAAAAUAUACUGGUAGACUGAAACACAGAAUUUAAUAUUUUAGGUCGAGUUUUGGGGUUCUACUAAACCGUCAAAUUCCUCUCGUAUCCAAUCCCUGCAAUACAAAAUCCUUCGUAAAAUCCUUAAUGCUUCCUACUUUGUCACAAAUAAAAUCAUCCAUAAUGACCUUAAUGUACCAUAUGUUUCCGAUUUAGCUCAAUCCAGAUAGCUGUCCUUUUAUAAAAAACUUCUUAACCAUCCGAACCCUCUUGUUUCCAACCUUGCUUCCUCUUCUAUUCCUGAUAACCCUCCGAGGCGUCUGAAAAGAAGAUGCCCUCGGGACCUUCUAAUAUAAAAAUAUAAUGGGAGUGCUACCAAUGGGUAGUUUCUCUUCAUGUUGUACAUGUAAUGUUACUUGUUCAUAUUUACUUGUUUUAUUUAUCAUUUAAUAAAGUUGUAAAUUUCUACAAUAAUGAGA